Phlebotomus papatasi is the source of this 1345-nucleotide messenger RNA. RefSeq lists its product as uncharacterized. NCBI's taxonomy places the organism in Eukaryota, Metazoa, Arthropoda, Insecta, Diptera, Psychodidae. Gene Ontology annotation, biological process: transcription elongation by mitochondrial RNA polymerase; mitochondrial transcription. The coding region runs from base 254 to 1303 and encodes 349 amino acids. The transcript is spliced from 2 exons. Gene Ontology annotation, cellular component: mitochondrial nucleoid. Gene Ontology annotation, molecular function: DNA polymerase processivity factor activity. The record is from RefSeq and is a predicted model, not a curated record.
UUUUAGUAAAAUUUGGUAAAUAAAAACACCUUUAAUUAUUUCUGUGGAGAAUUGCUUGGAAUUUUGAUUUACUGCACAGGAAUGCAGACGCAGAGUGUCUUUCCCGCGCUCUUGUCAGAUUUUUUAUAGGGUUUUCCUAACCUCAAUUUAAAAAUCAUCAAAACAACUCCCGGUUUGCAGGAUAAAUUCUUGCAAAUUUUCCAUAAAAUUAUUAAUAAAUCAAGAAUUUUGCUGUUGAAUCUGGUAUUUAGUAAUGCAGAGUAUCAUUACAGGUCAGUUAAGACCACUGUCAUGUAGAAUUACCAAGAGAUUUUGUCGAUUUUUCUGUGAUUUUGGCUUCAAGCACACAUUCACAGAAGAGGAAGUCAGCAAAAUCCUCAAUGUUAUCAAUUCCAGCACCCCGGAAGCGCUGUCCAGAUACUCCAUUGCAAAGUUCCGUUUGCAGAGGAUUUUGGGCUGGAAGCAGCAGCAUGGUCAGUUUUCUUCCCUGAAUGAGAUCCUAGAGCUGGAUGAUUUUGGGGUGAAGGUACUUGAGAAGUUCUGUCAGAGCAUUGUGCAAGAUUCCAGCGAAGCAGGUGGUGGUAGAGAGGCUGCAGCUGUUCAGAAGACUUCCCAAAUUCUCACGCCAAAGCUCACGGAAGAGAAAAGGAACAAGGUAAGGUCUUUGUGCUCGGUACAGGUGGGUAUUGACAGUGUGUCAUGGUGUCGGAUGGAGCUGCAGGAUGAGGAGGAUCCUUCUAUUGUCACGCACUGGCAGUAUUUUUCGCUCAAUUCGAAGAAAUCCCAUCUCAGCGAUCUGACGCAGAUGAUAAUGCAUGUCAAUCAGCUAAUUCCGGAUACUGAUGCUUUUGUCCUGGAAACUCCAAUCACCAGGCAAGCCUCUCCGGCUGUCAAUGCCACGCAGAUCGCAGUGAAUGUCCGGCAAUCUCAAAUUAUUGCCAUGAUGACACUUAUUUUGUCGCUGAGGAGCCAGGAUUUCAAUCCCUGCGUCUUCUUCCUGAAAACCUACUUAGCUGCCCGGUUAUUUGGGACCUUGGUGGGAAAGGAACGCACCUCAAGUCUCAAUACCGUCAGCCAAAUCUUGGCCAGUGGAACUUCAAAUGAAGCUGCAGAUAAGAAAUCAGAGAUUGCUCCCAAAGGGAAAAUAAUUACAGAUCCGGACGUUUUGGCCAAAUACCAAGCAGCUGAUGGGGUUCAAAAAGAGUACAUGGGCAGGUGCCUGAUGCUUGGAGUCUGUUUCCUGCGUCUAUCCUUGCUCAAAUGCCCAACAAGUCUCUCCAUAGUCAACAGAAAAUCCAAAUAAAAUUCUGUACAAUAAUUUAAUUAGAGUUUAUCAACACCAAAA